Didymodactylos carnosus is the source of this 942-nucleotide messenger RNA. NCBI's taxonomy places the organism in Eukaryota, Metazoa, Rotifera, Eurotatoria, Philodinida, Philodinidae. The record is from the annotation of a GenBank genome assembly.
AUGGUAAAGUGCAUGCCCUACGCACCAGAAAAUAUUGGAUUAGCAACAUUAACAAACGAAGCUGUCCUAUUCGAUUCCCAUCAUAUCAAUAUUAAUGAUAAUACAAAUGAAAGUGCAAUUAGUGGAAGAUUAAUAAAUCAUGAUUAUACAACUUUUCACUACCGUACUGCAGCUGCUGAACUCGUUUGUACAACUAUUUAUUUUACUUUAUACUUUAGUAUUAUAAUUACAUGUAAAAGAUUGAAUAUAGAUGGUAAUUCUUCGUUAUUAAUUGUAUGUUAUAGUGGAGGUUUAUUAGUAGCUGCGUUUAUCUAUUUAUUUGGUAAUAUAAGCGGCGGUUAUUUUUCUGUUUCAGUAUCAUUUGUCACAGUUAUGAUUGGAAAACAUUCAAUACGAACAUUCUUAUUAUAUAUUGUAGCACAAUUAGUGGGAUCUAUUCUGGCUGUGUGCAUCAUUUGUAUUUUAUUUCCACAUCCACAAAGUAAUGGUUAUUAUACAUCGUUGCUAAUAAUUCCUAAUCAUGGCAUUGGUGCAAGCAGAGUUAUAGCUAUGGAAUUAUUUUUAAGUUUUGUUGCUUGUUACGCAUUUUUGACCAUCAGUAACUGGCAUGCCAGUUUAGGACCCCUUGUUACAGGAUUUCUAGUUUCUACCUUAAUAUUUAUUGGUUCAACAACUGGCGGAGGCUGCAUUAAUUUAGCACGUUUAUUUGGUCCCGCUUUAUUUGCUAAUAUUUGGACAAAGCAAUAUUUAUACUGGAUUGGAACUUGGUUAGGUAGUACAGCUGCUGGAUUUUUCACUGGUUAUGUUCAUCAAAAAAUGGACACAAUAAAAUGGACGGAUGUUUGUUUGGAAAUAAACCCUGUUCCAACUCAUCAAAGAAAAUUUCGUCAUCGUUAUACAUGGAGAAAUCACUUCACCAUAGAACAUUGUUUUGUUCUGUAG